CAAAUGUCUUCUGUGUGAACUUGUGUAGCUGUUAGAUAGUCUUAGUCCUCUCUGACAGCUGACUUCUCCUUUGGCUUUUCUGCUUGUUGGUGUUCUGAAGACUGAACGAUGAGGGUGUGGAUUGUCUUCCUCCUGUGCCUAGCUGGUCAGGCAUUCACCGCUUCCAUUACUGAGGAGGAGCCCAUCAUUGAUGAUGUCGGUGAGGAGGUAAGGUCAUUAUCUUGUUUCCAGAUUUCUAUGGACAGAUGUGCUUAGGGGGGGAAACAACAUCACACAAUGUGAACGUACCCACUGGGCACACACUGGUUGAAUCAACGUUGUUUCCACAUCAUUUCAAUUCAAUUACGUUGAACCAACAUGGAAUGGACGUGGAAUUGACGUCUGUGCCCAGUGAGUAGACACUUUCACAGGUGGGAGCAAAUUAGCAAUAGUGUCGUGUAGGAAUCAAAACACAGAGAGAUGAAAAACAUUUACAGUAGAUGUAUUCUUUACUCUCUCUGUGUCGCUUUUGACAAGUUAACAAACGUAAACAACGGUACGACUGAAAUAAUUUAAUAAUUUAAUCUCAAACGUUUUUGUGACAGAGGAUUUUUCCCUUGAAUGUUGACUAUUUUUCUGUAAUGUAGCUUGAGACAGAGUGAGCAGAAUCCCACAGGUUAUAAAUACAGCGGACAGGAAACCAUGACGUUUUAAUGGCUUCACCACAUGUGGGUCAGACUCUAUCCACCCCAUCCAGCUGUAGGCUGCUACACCUCUGUCUAGACCUGUCUGAAGUACAGACUUCAUUCUGCCGUACCGCUUGAUAACUAAAGACAUUUAGCUACAGCUUCCUUUUCUGGUACUAAAAUUGUGCGACCAAUUUAUGAGCAUUGCCCAUAGCUUAUAUAGUGUCAUCUUUGAUAUGGUAUAUAUUAACUUGAAAUGUGUUGAUUCCAACUCUACUGUCUCUCUAUUGUUCAAACAUUCUGGAACAUUAAAAAUGGAACAUAUGGAAGUGUUGUUUUGUGUUCUUUUGCCCUUGUCUCAGGCACAGCCAGAGGUGGGGGUCAACCCGGUGCAGGUAGAGACUGGAGACUUCGACGAGGCCAUCGAUGUCGAGGAGGAGGAGGAGGUCACCGCUGAGAGCCCCUGCUUGAACCACCACUGCAAGAAGGGAAAGGUGUGUGAGGUGGAUGAGGAGAACACCCCCAUGUGUGUCUGCCAGGACCCAACUACCUGCCCAAGUGCUGUUGGAGAGUUUGAGCAUGUUUGCGCCACCGACAACACAACCUACGACUCUUCCUGCCACUUCUUUGCCCAGAAGUGCAGUCUGGAGGGAACCAAGAAGGGCCACAAACUGCACCUAGACUACAUCGGGCCAUGCAAAUUCAUCGAGGCCUGCAUGGAUGCUGAGCUGAAUGAGUUCCCCCUGCGUAUGAGGGACUGGCUGAAGAACGUUCUGGUCACCCUGUACGAGCGCGAUGAGGAGAACAACCUGCUGACUGAGAAGCAGAAGCUCAGAGUGAGGAAGAUCUACGAGAACGAGAAGAGACUGCAGGCUGGAGAGCACUCCCUGGACCUGCUGGCCCACGACUUUGAGAAGAACUACAACAUGUACAUUUUCCCCGUCCACUGGCAGUUCGGUCAGCUGGACCAGCACCCCGUCGAUGGGUUCCUGUCCCACACAGAGCUGGCCCCCCUGCGCGCCCCUCUCAUCCCCAUGGAGCACUGCACCACUCGUUUCUUCGAGCAGUGCGACGCUGACAAUGACAAGUACAUCGCCCUGGAGGAGUGGGCCAACUGCUUCAGCAUCAAGGAGCAGGAUGUCGACCAGGACCUUGUCAUCUAAGCUCAUCAGCUGACCUACAGUAUGAAAACGAGUCUCUAUCGGGACAAGGUGCUCAGCUGAUCCCUAAAUUAGAGGAACACAGUAACGGUGCUAACUACAACUAAUUAACGACCAACCGACACCACUAAAAUUGCUGAAAAAGACAUAUGCACAGUCUGAACUAACAAAUCACAAAACGUGAUCAUGAUACCAUUUUUUUUCUUCUUGUUUCUGCAAAUAAAAAAAAAUCCUUUUUAACCAGAUAGAUUAGAGGAGGUAACAGAAAGAUACCUUUUGACGGGAGAAAGAUGUAAAUGUAUGUUGAAUGGGUUGUGAUAAUGGUUGUUCACAACAUGUAUAUUGUGUUCACGUGAUCAGGGCUUGGAUUUAUAAACAUCAAAUAGAACAUUCUUUGGAGGAUACAAGUUUUGUAAAAAUCUUUAAAAAAAAUAAAGUUUCUAAAUAAAUGCUUCUUUCAUUUGCUUUUUUUCCAAAAUAUUUUAGUUGUUUUGGUGUCCUCACUCAUUUUGUCAUCUUCGUUGUUUUGUUUGACUCUUGACUACUGCUUAAAUUAAGGCCUGACUAUCCUCAGGUUUGUUUUCUUACAUAGAUUCUGCCACACAACAAGGGCAUAAGUGUACUGAAAUUUUUUUUUGAGAAUAAAAGGAAAUAUUGUUUCAACUCUACGAGGGAAACGUCUCGCAGGUUGACCGUUCUUCUCAAGCUUUAGCAUGUUCACUGACAUUCUUCUACUUUGUGACAUUGUGUGACCAACAAUAGAUCUCUUUCCUUAAAUAAAAGUUACUGGAAUGUCCAA
Messenger RNA from Oncorhynchus kisutch (coho salmon), 2624 nucleotides. RefSeq names its product SPARC. Bases 863 to 1828 code for a protein of 321 amino acids. The transcript has 9 exons. Lineage: Eukaryota; Metazoa; Chordata; Actinopteri; Salmoniformes; Salmonidae. Gene Ontology annotation, biological process: anatomical structure development. The record is from RefSeq and is a predicted model, not a curated record. Gene Ontology annotation, molecular function: collagen binding; protein binding; extracellular matrix binding.